Ascochyta rabiei is the source of this 681-nucleotide messenger RNA. Its product is annotated as Copper Transporter integral membrane protein that functions in high affinity copper transport. NCBI's taxonomy places the organism in Eukaryota, Fungi, Ascomycota, Dothideomycetes, Pleosporales, Didymellaceae. Gene Ontology annotation, biological process: copper ion transmembrane transport. The transcript is spliced from 3 exons. The record is from RefSeq and is a predicted model, not a curated record. Gene Ontology annotation, molecular function: copper ion transmembrane transporter activity. Gene Ontology annotation, cellular component: membrane. The coding region runs from base 1 to 681 and encodes 226 amino acids.
AUGGAUCACUCAGGUCACGGUAUGGUGGCUUCUACCACAGCCACGGUCAUGUCUGGUAUGUCUGACAUGUCAGGAAUGACGCAGACUGCGACAGGCACCGCUGCCAUGGCUUCCAACACUGGGAUGUCAAUGGGCGGAGGUGGCAUGAACAUGGGUGGAGGGUGCAAAAUUAGCAUGUUGUGGAACUGGUACACCGUCGACUCCUGCUUCGUCUCUCGAUCAUGGCACAUCACCUCGAAUGGUAUGUUCGCCGGAUCUUGCAUCGGAGUGAUACUUCUCGUGAUCCUCCUCGAAGCCCUCCGCCGCGCUGGCAAAGAGUACGAUCGCUACAUCGUCAACCAAUACUUGGCGUCGCACGCUACAGUCGCUGCAGCAGCCUCCUCCGCAUCCUCUGACGACGACUCAAGGAAGAAUCCUGCAACCACUGCAGCUAUCGCCCCAACAGCCCAGAGCUUCCGCCCCAGCGUCAUUCAACAGGCAAUCCGCGCCCUUCUCCACAUGCUCCAGUUCGCAGUAGCGUAUUUCGUCAUGCUGCUAGCCAUGUACUACAACGGAUAUAUAAUCAUUUGCAUCUUCAUCGGCGCGUAUCUUGGGUAUUUCAUCUGCGGAUGGGAGAGCUUCACAGUGGGCAGGGGAGGCUCAGAUCGCAUGCAGGAGAACGCUACAGUAUGCUGUGGCUAG